Messenger RNA from Cooperia oncophora, 519 nucleotides. NCBI's taxonomy places the organism in Eukaryota, Metazoa, Nematoda, Chromadorea, Rhabditida, Trichostrongylidae. The record is from the annotation of a GenBank genome assembly.
GAUGCAGUCAUCGUUCGAUUGUAUGCAAAGGAGUGCUACAUAGAUGCAGUCAUCGUUCGAUUGUAUGCAAAGGAGUGCUACAUAUGGGACACAGCCGGUCAAGAGCAAUUUCGAACACUCGCCUCCAGUUAUUAUCGUGGUGCCAACGGGAUUCUAAUAGUCUACGACAUCACCAACGAGAAUACAUUCGAAUGUGUUCCUUAUUGGCUGAAGAACAUUGAGAGGUUUGCUUGUGAUAACGUGAUAAAGCUCUUGGUAGGCAACAAAUCUGAUCUGGUCUCUGGACGAAAAGUCAGUCAUGAUGAUGCAAAGAAAUUUGCCGAUGAGAAUUACUUGCAGUUCAUCGAGACUUCCGCCAAAUCGGCAGAAAAUGUUGAAGAGGCGUUUUUGAAAAUCGCCAGAGAAAUAAAGGACCUUGUGGCGCCUGCUCCUUAUCUGGCAUCGAACCACAAUUCUAUACGACUAGGAGAAACGGAACCUGUAAAUGACAGCACUUCUGACAGUUGGUGGUACUGUUGA